Molecule: messenger RNA, 1563 nt
Organism: Fusarium vanettenii 77-13-4
Lineage: Eukaryota; Fungi; Ascomycota; Sordariomycetes; Hypocreales; Nectriaceae
Exons: 7
Coding region: 1-1563 (520 amino acids)
Source: RefSeq, a predicted model, not a curated record
AUGGCGAUCCGCAAGAUCCUCGCCCUCUCCUUCACCUUGGUGUCGCUGGCCUCCUCCAAGACGAUCAACUACCCCAACAAUUCUGCCGAUGUCAUCCUUGAUCGAGCCUUGAACGCGAUGGGUGGUGAAGAUGUCAUUGCGCGCCUCGAUGGAGUCACCUAUCACUCUCCAAACAUCUACCGUUCUCGAAGUCUCAUGCAGAGCUACAACAUGGACAGAGCCGAUACAGCCAUGGCUAUAUCUGGCGCUCAGAAUGUGUCUUUUAGUUUUGACUCGAACGAGUUGACUCAGCGAAUUGAUCGCAUCCUCAAGCCUUCCGAGUAUUGGUCUUGGGGGUCUCCCAGACUCGACGAGUUCAACCACUCGCUCGUUGUCAGAGGUGGCAAGAAUGGCUUUGCGUGCUAUGUUCGCGGUAACAACCAGAUCUGGCUUCCUGCCGACCUCACUUCUGGAUACACCGAUCUCUAUGACCCUGUCCUCGACAUCACCGUCAUCUUCGACACUCGCACCCAUCUCCCCCACAUCGUCCGCACCGUAGAAGACCACAUGAUAUACGGUCCCUCAACCAGCGACCUCUACCUCAGCGACUACAAAGCUGUCAAGGGCAUCAAGUUCCCCCACCUCGUCCAGACCGUCUACAACUCGACCGUCGAGAAGCUGGACGCCACCCUCGAGGACUACAUCAUUGAGGAGAUCACAGUCAACCCCAAAUUCUCGCGAAACUUCUUCCAGGGUCUUCCAGACGACAAGGGUUUCUUUCCCAAGGCUGCACCCAAGAAGGUUGAAGGUUACACGCAUGCGCGCAUCGGCGAGUUUAGCUUGAACGGCCUCUGGGCAGGCCUCACAACGUCUACUGUCGAUACCAUCAAGGGCGAGAAGCCUGUUCCUGGGCUACCCAACGUGUACUGGAUCAUUCUUGACCAUGACCAGCUCGGAGUCAAACAGUUCAUCAUUGAGUUCGAGGAUCAUCUCAUUGUUGGAGAUGCUCCUCCCCAGCACACCAAGGAGGUGAUCAAGUGGAUCAAGAAGAACAUCAACAAGCCCAUCACGCACCUCUGGCCUACUCACCACCACCGAGACCACACUGGAGGUGCCGCCGAGUACGUCAAGCUUGGAGCCAAGUUGAUCGUCGCCGACGUCUCAGCUAAGUACUGGUCAAGCAUCCCAGGCGCCGAGCUCAUCACCUUCAAUGAUACCCACCCUUACGUCCACAGCGACAGCAAGACCCAGGCCUGGUUCGUCUGGGAGGAACAAUCCACUCACUCCAUUGACUGGACCUACGCCAUUGUCACCGAGAAAUGUCCUUCGAAGCGCUCUUCCGUCGCCGUACUUGAGGCCGACAUCUGGCACCCCAGCAUGCCCGACGGACAAAACGACCGCGAGCUGAUGAGAGAAUGGUUGGACCAGGUGGACAAGGACGGACUUCCCGAGAGCGCAUAUGUUCUUCCAACUCACGGCCAGGUUCGCCCGAUCACCGAGCUCAUUGAGCACACCGGGUACGUGUAUGCCCCCAAGACGAUUAAGGAUUGGAGGGGCGGUGGAGCCAUAUGCCAGAAGGCUUAA